Microtus ochrogaster (prairie vole) is the source of this 2057-nucleotide messenger RNA. RefSeq names its product Bet1 golgi vesicular membrane trafficking protein like (gene Bet1l). NCBI's taxonomy places the organism in Eukaryota, Metazoa, Chordata, Mammalia, Rodentia, Cricetidae. The record is from RefSeq and is a predicted model, not a curated record.
GCGUGAGGGAUGCCGGGAGCACAGCCGAGCCGAAAGGGGAAGGACAAGCACAAGGACUCGGGCGGUCCGAAGAGGGUGGCUAGCUCGGCGAGGUGGCGCACGCCGUGAGAGACAGAAGCUGGCAGAUCUGCAAAAAAAAGGCUGCAGCGUGUGCGAGGAAUGAUCAGCGAGAAGUGAAAAAGCCCUGGAGAAAGCCACUCCCGUGGGAGGAGCCGCGGAGGGGCUGCCGCGGCUCGUCAGGGCGGAGAAGCGACCGCGCGCGCGCAGGGUAGUGAGUGGGGAGCUGGGUCCGCACGCCGCGUAGUUGAAGGCAGAGUCGGUGAAAGUGUACCCCACGGUGACACACACACACAACCAAGUUCCAGUGGAUGACCUGUCACCCGCUGAGCUGACGGCGCUUGCCCCACACCUACUCGGUGUCAGGCCCUGGCGUCCCCUUCGCCCAUCUCCUUCGGUCCUGGCUGCCCUCCCCAUCCUGAAUCUCACACCCAGGCUUCGCGGCAUCCCAGAACAAUUUUACUGAGCCAGUUCGGAGCCUCAGCUCCAGUCCCUUCUCCCGGAAGUUAUUAAACCCGAGGCGGAACCGGAAGCCCCUUCAAGUGUUGGUGCCACGUCCGUCGCUGUGUUACCGAGUCCCGGAGUGGGACCCCGGAGGGCACGAUGGCUGAUUGGACUCGCGCUCAGAGUUCUGGUGCUGUGGAGGAGAUUCUAGACCGAGAGAACAAGCGGAUGGCCGACAGCCUGGCUUCCAAGGUUACCAGGCUCAAAUCGUUGGCCUUGGACAUCGACAGGGACACCGAAGACCAGAACCGAUACCUAGACAGCAUGGACUCAGAUUUCACGAGUGUGACUGGCCUGCUCACGGGGAGUGUGAAGCGCUUUUCCACAAUGGCAAGGUCUGGGCGAGACAACCGGAAGCUUCUCUGCGGUAUGGCCGUGGUCUUAAUCGUGGCCUUCUUCAUCCUCUCCUACCUCUUGUCGAGGACAAGGACGUGAACCAAUGGAAGCCAAGGGCAGCCAGGCUCUCCUACCCUGGUGUCCUGGUGUCCUGAAAACCUGACUACGAAAUAGAUUCCCUUGAAAGUAUCAUCAUGGGUCAUUCAUCUUCCUAAGACGGGAUGACUGCAGCUGCCUCUGCCAUAAUGAGCUCAUGCUGGCUUGUCCUGUGUAUGAAGGAGGAAGAAAAAAGGCAAAACCCAACCCUUCUCCCUGGUGCUGGAGUCACUGUUAGAGCCAAAGCCACGCUGUCUAAGAAUGAGCCAGGUCUGAACAAAGCAUCUAUGAGUCCUGAAUGUGCCCACUGUGAUCAACAGCCUCAGAAGCCAGUAUCUAAGGGUCUUCUGUCUAUGCCUGGUUAAGACCGUGUCUGUGUUCUUGAAGCGUCUGGAGCUGACAUCGAAAGGGGAUAUGUCCGUGAGCCCUCUUCAGAUGAAUGUUCGUCAGGAUGAAUAUGGCAGAAACUCCAGGCUGAGGCUGCUGAUCCGGAACAGACCUGUGCAGGCCAAGAGUCAAAGCCAUCCCCAUGAGCCGUCAGCUGAAGGCAGACCCCAGGGAAGAGGCAAAGGUGUGGCUAGAGGAAGUGAACUGCGGCCCUUGUUAUCGGCCGUGGACCUUCUGGGCCACGAGACCAUGUGUCCAGCAGCAGAGAUAUGUGUCCUUGGGAUUGAGAAUCUUCUCAGUGCCAAAGAUGUCACCAUCCCCAGGCAAACAGACUGAGAAAUAGCAUAGUGUGGACUUUCUAAGUCCGGCAGUGCUGAAUGGCCUUUCUGCCAGGAUCCUUAUGAAGCUGAAGGCCACCUAUGGGAGAAUUUGUAGCAGGAACCUCUGACCUUGUACCGAACCUGUGCCCUACCCUGUUCAGCCUGUCUCCCUUGGUGUAGGGGGAAGCUUGAGCCACCUCCUUGUUGCAUAACUCACAGACUUGCACCUCCCUGCUCUCCCAGUCCUCCCUUCCUCCUUGGUCAGUCCCAUUUGCAUACAGCCUGACCUGUGGAGCUGGCAGGGCCAAUGGUUUAUGAGAGCCCAGCACUUUCUGUCUUCACAUAAAAUGCCUUUAA